Messenger RNA from Schizophyllum commune H4-8, 1617 nucleotides. RefSeq lists its product as uncharacterized. The record is from RefSeq and is a predicted model, not a curated record. Lineage: Eukaryota; Fungi; Basidiomycota; Agaricomycetes; Agaricales; Schizophyllaceae. The coding region runs from base 1 to 1218 and encodes 405 amino acids. The transcript has 4 exons.
AUGUCUGAGGAUCUCCAAGCCAGACACGCUGCCGUGCAGGAAGCCAUCUCCAAGCGGCCUCCGUUCGUUAGCGGGACUCUCGACGUUCCCGACAGCGACCUGAAGCUCUACUUCGGCGAGGUCGACGAUGCGUACUGCCUCAACUUCGCGCGAGCAACGGAGGAGCAGCUCGCCAAACUGACCGCCGCCUGCGACCCCGCCACAUUUGGCGUCAAGAAGGAAGAUGUCCUCGACGAGUCGUACCGCAAGGCCGGCAAGCUCGAUACCGACAAGUUUGCGUCGCUGCUUAAGGUCGCAGAGUACGGAUUGAUUGACACGGUCCGCGACGAGCUGUUGCUAGAAGGCGCGGACAGCACGAAGCAAAUUGCGUGCGAACUGUACAAGCUUAACGUUUAUGGCAAGGACUCGUUCUUCAAGUCCCACAAGGACACCCCGCGCAGCGAGCGCAUGUUCGGCUCGCUUGUCAUCGUUCUCCCCACUCCCCACGAAGGCGGCGCCCUCGUCCUGCGCGAGGACGGCCACGAGUGGGUGUUCGAUUACGCCGCCGAGAUCGCGAACUCGACGAAGAUUGCCUACGUUGCGUUUUUCGGCGACAUCGAGCACGAAGUCCUCACCGUCGCUUCUGGACACCGCGUCACUUUGACGUAUAACCUAUAUUUUGACGCCGCGCCGACGGCUGAGCGCUCUGACAGCAAGGUUGUUCCCCGCAGCGUCGCUGACGCUGACGCACCUUUUCGUGAGGCAUUGCAGAAGCUUCUGCAGGAUCCUGCCCUGCUCCCGAAGGGCGGUUAUUUGGCCUUUGGCCUCCGCUUCAUGUACCCCUGCAACCAGGGUAUGAAACUUCAAAGAUUGCGCCAUCAUCUGAAGGGCGCCGACGCCAUGGUCGCGCGCGUGUGCAAGGAGUUUGGGCUUCGGGGCAAGUUGAUGGUCACUUAUCCUGGUGAUGAUGAAUUCGAGUCCAAGGACGUUCACAUAAUAAUGGACGCGCCCUUUGGGGAUUGCUACCUUACGGAGGAUGACUCGUUUCAAGACCUACUCCUCCGGAACGGUGGCAAGCGAAUUUGUGCGAUGGGGUCCGACGCCGGGGAGGAUUUUAUUGGUGGCUGUACGGAGGCCCUUUGGGUGGUACCGCUCAGCCAAUUCAAUGAGGUGAAGGAGGCUCAUGGUGCGCGCACUUUCUCGCAGUUGCAUUCUCAACUGAACCGAACCGUUGACUAGCGGCGUACGGCAACAGCCCCAGCGUGGAUUACGAGUAUGCAUACCUUGCGUACUUUGUGAAGAUCAAACCAGGCGACGCGCGAGGUGCCAGUGCAGACCUGCCCAAGUCAGAGGCCGGUGAAAGUCAUUCCUCGCGUAGUUCCGCAGACGUUGAGGAGUCUGAGUCUGGCACACCUGAGCACCUCAGCCAAGAAGCCGACGAGAAUGAACACGAUGAUGGGACCCCUUCCCCGCCGCGCAAGCGCCAGCGCAGCGAAGGAAGUGUUUAGGUUCCAGUUUACCUUUGUUUCCUUUGUUCUCCUCGCUUCGUCUUGUGUGCUAUCCCUACAUACAAGGUGACUCCUAUUUCCUUGCAAACGUCGGGAUGCAAUGUACUUGGUGAAAUGUCAAACUCUGAAG